ACCGCCUUUCCCAUUGCAGCAGCCUCAACUCGUAUUCAAUCCACCUCAGCCCCAGCCCCAGCCCCAGCCCUCCUAUCCACCGACGUACCCUUCUAAUGCGCCUGCCCUGCAAAACCAGAAUGUCCCUGGGCCGUCUCUUUAUGCACUGAACGAAAUCGCCAAAGAGACUGCGGGGCUCGCCGGGAGAGGACUUCCAAGUCUGCCCCCAACGUGGAACGCCGGAUAUGCUCCUCCGCCUCCCAUCCCCUACAACCCUCAAGGUCCCAUGCAUCAGUGGCCAGGGUACGGCUAUCACGCACCCGCACCAAAUUAUUAUGGUGGCUACCCCGGACCUCAAGCUCAUGGUGCAGCGCCUGGUGCAGCACCUUAUCCUGGUGCCCCAAUGCAAGCCCCCCCUGCUCCUGCUCCUGCAGCGCAGGUCCCGCUUCACCAGCAGGUGCAAGUGAUGGCGGAUGCUGCACCAAUGCCGCAAGUACCAUCUGUAGGCCCAGUGGAGGGAAGUUCUACGGGGAGUUUGAAGAGGAAGGCGGAUGACAUGACCGAAGGCACGAAAGAACAACGUCAUCGUCCUCAGGACGAUCCAGAUUUUGAACGCGUGCCGCCGGGUACAGAUGGGAAAGAGAGGUGGAGAUGUCUUAAGGACGCAUGCAAAAAAAGUCGUCCGAUGCUGGCGGCCAGCGUUCAUAACCAUAUAACGAAUACGGUCUCACAUGGUGGAUUAACUGAGUAUGUAUGCGAAGCGUGUGGUGCCGUUUUCAACCGCCAAGAUGCGUUGAAAAGGCACCAACGCUCUCAACAGUGCACCAGAAAUAGGGAGAAGGCUCUGGCUCAAGCAAACUCUCAAGCGCUUGGUCCCAUCACGUUCGCAUCUUCCUCAGGCCCUGCAUCGAGCUCGGCGACCCAACAAUCCUUGCCCCCGUCUGUGACCCCACCGCAUGUUGUUCGGGUCGCUGGGAAUAGCACAUCUGGCGCUGCGUCCUCCGUCGCGAUGUCUCAGCAACAAUUCGCCUUCAAAGUCCAAGGACCUGCAUCAGGCUCUACGAAUCAACAAUUCCUACCCUCGCACGUUGCCCCACCGCAUGCUAUUCAAGCCGCUGCGAGUAGCACGUUUGGCGCUACAGCCCCCUUCGCCAUGUCUCAUCAGCAAUUCACCUUGAAAGCACAAGAGCCUGCAUCAAGCUCGCAUGUCCCAACCUGGCCUGCGUUCUCGCAGAAAUUUCCAUCUCUCCCCGAGAACACUCAAACUUCAUUCAAACCGACAACUGUGCAGCAGCCGGCUGUCGCACCCCCGUUGCAGGCCUUCCAGAGUACCCCGAACCAGACUUCUUCUACUCCCCUCCCAUCUGCACCUAAACCACAACCCGCGCAGCCGUCAUCUGGCCAUGCUAUACCAAUCGUCGCGAGUGAUUUCUCAUUGUCAAUUUUCAAGCAGACCGCUGCUCCCCUCCAACCUCCUUUGCCGCCCUCGUCUCUUCCCCCGUCUGAGGAUGUAAACGAUGACGAUGAUAAUGAUUCAUCCGGUUUAUUCUCAGAACCAUCCUCUCCCACACCAUCAAACGAUGCAUUCGACCCUUCCAUGUACCUGUUCUCCGCACCACCGUCUCCCUCUCCUGGCUGAGAAAGCGAUGGAUGCUCCUGUGCCUUAAUGUAAAUGCAAUGGCGCCUCUCUUUGACCCCAUUCGACGGGUCUGUUCUCAAUAUUGAUUAUUUAUUCGAUGUCGAGCCAGCGCUCUUGGACUGCCUUGUGUUCGGUUUCAUUGUCGUAGACUUCACAUAUCUUCACAUGACAUCGUGCAUCGUUUGUUCCUCAUUUAUUUUGGAAUAGACACAAGUACCUAUACCAAUUGGAAGUAUACCCC
Suillus fuscotomentosus is the source of this 1859-nucleotide messenger RNA. RefSeq lists its product as uncharacterized. The transcript has 4 exons. NCBI's taxonomy places the organism in Eukaryota, Fungi, Basidiomycota, Agaricomycetes, Boletales, Suillaceae. The record is from RefSeq and is a predicted model, not a curated record. The coding region runs from base 266 to 1618 and encodes 450 amino acids.